Molecule: messenger RNA, 1092 nt
Organism: Lipotes vexillifer (Yangtze River dolphin)
Lineage: Eukaryota; Metazoa; Chordata; Mammalia; Artiodactyla; Lipotidae
Source: RefSeq, a predicted model, not a curated record
AUGAGCCAUCCGUUACAAGGGUUUUCUUCAUUUUCUAGGCCAGAGUCACAGAAUAACCUCAAACUUUGUCCCAGAGAUGAAAUCGAAAGUCCACCUCACAUACAUGAAAAGAGCAUCUCUAUGGAUUUAUACCAAGACUCGAUUAUUCGGGAGCAGUUUAUUUGGCUCUUGGCUAAGUCAAAGUUUGCUACUUCUGGGCAUGACAGCUUAGAACCUAGGGGACCACAGGUCACCACCCUGGGCAGAACACUUCAGCAGAAAGUGUUUCAACACAGCUUGGGCCGACAUAAACAAUGGCAGCAUUCAAUGGAUGCGUGCUUUUUGAUGGCAGUCAUCCAUCGAGGAUCAGAAAACGGAUUUUCUACAGCUAAGGACUUGAGAGAGGAAUCAUUAAAGGUUCUCAUGACUAGUCCCAAAGUGUUUUCCAGCUCUCUGUGGCUCUGCUGGUGUUCUGGGACCAUUUUGCUGGACACAUUGAAAGCACGCUUCAGCAGUGCAAAGGCACAGUGCUUCCUGAAUUCAGCCCAUGUUCUGGGAUUCAACAAGGAGAACCAAGACUGGAAGACAGUGUUACAGCAGGAUAGAGAGUUGAAUACACCCUCCAGAGAAUACCAGAAGUUUAUAUGUGCUCUCUCAUCUUGCAAACCAGGAUUUGGAGUGGAUCAAUUACGAGAUGACAAUCUAGAAACUUACCGGCAGUCAGAUGGCUCCCAGCCUCAUUUAGUGAACAUCCAAUUCAGAAGAAAAACAACAGUGAAGACAUUAUAUAUUUAUGCAGACUACAAAUCUGAUGAAAGCUAUACUCCAAACAAGAUCUCAGUCAGAGUAGGAAAUAAUUUUCACAAUCUUCAAGAAAUUCCGCAACUUGAAUUGGUGCAACCAAGUGGUUGGAUUCACGUUCCCUUAACUGAUAAUCAUAAGAAGCCAACUCGUACAUUCAUGAUACAGAUUGCUAUUGUAGCCAAUCAUCAGAAUGGAAGAGACACCCACAUGAGACUAAUUAAAAUAUACACACCCUUGGAAGAGAGCUCCACUGGUAAAUUUCCUACAUGUACAACUAUUGAUUUCAUGAUGUAUCGCUCAAUAAGGUGA